ACCCCCACCUACCCCCCUCCCCCCUCUUCAACGGCUACCAGAAAAACGCCGGAAAAGAAAAGAAAAAGAAAGAGAAAGCGGGGGAGGAGAGGAGACGACAAGCCCGAGGCAGGCGCCAGCCAGCGACCGAACCCUAGCUGCCAGCCAGGAUGGGCAAGCUCCUCUGCGACUCCUCCUCCGGCGGCGGCGCCGUCGCCGUCGCGGAGGCGCUCCCGCCCUCCCCCGCCCCGGCCUCGCCGCCGCAGCUCCUCGCCUGGGCCGCCCCCGAACCCCCCGCCGGCUGGUCCGCCGUCUGGGCGCUCGACGACCAGCAGCGCCGCCGCCUGCUCCGGAUCUGGGAGCGCGGCGUCGCCUGGAAGCCGCCCCGCCAGGGGGGCGACGGCCCGGAUGCCCCCGCCCCCGCCCCCGCCCCCGCCGUCGUCUUCCGCCUCGACCACGGCGGGGAGGUCGAGUCCGACGGCAACUGCCUCUUCACCGCCGCGCGCAGGGCCGCCGCCGCCAAGGCCGAGGCGCGCGAGCUCCGGCACCGCGCCGUGCGCCGCUUCGCCGACGUCUACGCCGCGGCCGAGGCCUCCGACAGGGCCGCGGUCGACGCCGCCGUGCGCCACCUCUACGCGCCGGAUCUCAAGGCCGGCUGGGGCGUCCACGUCGUGCAGGAGGUCAAGCUGCUCGCGCCCAAGGCCGACCGCGACGCCCUCGACGCCGCCAUCCAGGAGCUCGUCGGCAUCGGCAUCCAAAGGGAACUGGCAGCUGAGACUAUCUACAAGGAGAGAUGUAUCGCUGUAGACGAUGGAGAUAGUUGGGCCAAGUACAUGUCCAUUUCUGGCUCUGCGGAGGAUGAACAUGACAUAAUCACCCUGCAGUACACAGAGGAGGGCUUACUGACCAUCGAUGAGAACCGGGAUGGGCGCGCGGCUGCGUUUGGCGAUGAUAUUGCCAUCGAGUGCCUCGCCACCGAGUUCAAGAGAGAAGUUUUCGUGGUGCAAGCACAUGGCACUGAUGCAAUGGUUGAUGAGGAUAACUGCGUGUUCUUCCUCCCACACCUCCCUAGAGGAGAAAUCUGCGAUGUGCCCAUCUUUCUAUUCAUGAAGGGAACAGCAUGGUGUGGUGCUGGUGCGGACCAUUACGAGCCAUUGAUCGCCACCGUCCUCCAGCAUGUUACUCCAGACAAGGCAGCUGUUGUACUUUGAGGAAGGGGGUUGUUGUUGUAGUCUUUAGUCGGCGAUGCAGUCGAGCCAAUUUUGUCACCGGAGCUAGAGUGCCGAAUUGUGGAGCAACAUCUAUGCCCAAGAGGAGAGGAUAGAUGAUCUGUCUAACUGUGCAUUUGCAGGGUCUUGCCUGCUCCUGAAGCUGUGUACCCUUUUUUGUAUGGCGUUUUCUGUUGUUGUAUGUUGGUGGUAUGGUAGGUUCUGACUGCUGCUAGAGAUUGAGCGAGUGAUAGAAACACCGAUUCUAGCUUCUUGUUGUUGUGCACCCGAUUGUUGGCCGGCAUUUUCCAUUUGAUUCUUUUUGUGAGGGAUUCACCAUUUGGCGGUUGCUUGCUCGUAGGAGCGGGCAUCUGCUCGGACAGUCGGAAUGGAACCGAUUCAUUGGAUUUUUUUGGUGUUGGGGUGAGGUAUCUCUUCUAGCCAGCUUUCCCAUGUAGCCCCCCUGUUCUUGUACUAGAUUUGUUCACAAACAUGUGCACAACUGGUACUUGUAAUAAUGGAUGAUGCCAAUAAGAUUGUGAACCUUCAUUCAUCAAGAGUGUGACUGAAUUUGCAGUCUGCUUCAUCA
Molecule: messenger RNA, 1776 nt
Organism: Triticum dicoccoides
Lineage: Eukaryota; Viridiplantae; Streptophyta; Magnoliopsida; Poales; Poaceae
Exons: 4
Coding region: 150-1190 (346 amino acids)
Source: RefSeq, a predicted model, not a curated record